GCGGUCACUGAACUAUCAACAGUACACUCACACACAACCAUAAUAUACGCUUACACGGGCCGGCCAUAGUACAUAGCGUAGUAGUAGUUUACCUGCCGUCUUCCACGUACCAAGACACGGCAGCGGGUUUGCGGUGUCUCGAGUGCGGGAUUAACACGUGUGUAGUUAUUGUGUAACACAGUCCUAACGCGCGAUAAAGGCCGAUCGCCGAAUUGGAUUUUGAUAAUAUUUUGUUUCCUUUUUUUCCCCUAUCCGUCAACAGGGCAACGGUGUGUGUUCGGAGUGUGUUUUUGUUUUUUGCUCGUAGUUUCCAUAAAAAUAAUAUUUUAGUAUGCGACCUGUCGGUGUUGCCGCGAGUCCGUCCACGAGAUAAGCGUGCAACAGCCAUGUGCGGUCACCACCAUGUUCCGCUGCAGUGCCGUGACCUGACCGACCCGCAGGGACCGCCGUCGCAGCCGCCGUCGUUGUCGUGCUCAUCGCCACCGCCACCGCCACCGCAGCCGACUCCGUCGCGAGUCUCGCUGUGAAAAGCCACCCUUAUCGCGGUCCGAACGCCAUGGACGUGUUCAACCAGUCGUUGAGCACGGGCCUGGGCGGAGCGCCUCCGCCCGACAAGCUGACGGCCGACGUAUCGUUCGGCGCCGGCACCACGGAAGAGUUCAACCUGAGCUUUUUCGACGACACCACCACAGACACCGCGGGUUCUGAGAGCCACGACCCGUCGUCGUCGCAGCCGUUCGGCGACGACCCCGGUUCUGUCGAAUCGGCCGUAUCGUCGCCGCACGCAGCUUUCCAGGACGUCUGCGUCCAGUCGCCCAGCAGCUCGACGUACCACCGGCCGCCGGCACCGACCGCCGCGCCCGUAUACGUAGCGACGCCACGCGCGCCCACCGCCAGCAACGCUACGCCGUCGUCCUCGACGGCCGCCGUCCAAGAUCAACAUUUUGCGGCAGCCGAUUCCAACACCACGCCUGCUAAAUCGUUCGUGCCGUGCCGUGUGUGCGGCGACAAGGCUUCAGGAUACCACUAUGGAGUCACAUCGUGUGAAGGCUGCAAGGGUUUCUUCAGGCGGAGCAUACAAAAACAAAUCGAAUACCGGUGUCUGAGGGACGGAAAAUGCUUGGUAAUACGUUUAAACCGAAACCGAUGCCAGUACUGUCGUUUCAAGAAAUGCCUGACUGUGGGCAUGUCCAGAGACUCCGUUCGAUACGGAAGGGUGCCGAAGAGAUCCCGCGAGCAGCUCGACUCGGAAACGAAAACGGUGACGGCGGCCGACUCGAUGGUUACCGCGGCCGUGGUAACCACUACGACCACUACCCCGUCGGCGCCGGUCACCAUAGCCGCGGUCACCCCGGAAGCGAUAACCACCGCGGCGGCGGCGGCGGCGGCGGCCGUCAUCGAGACCAACUGCGGCAGCGUGUCGGUGUCGUACGACGUGAUCGCCGCCAUAUCGCAAGCUCAUCUCACCAACUGCGAUUACACGGACGAGCUGACCAGAACGCUGCUCCGGAAACCUGUCGCUUCGCCCCCGGCCCAGGGUUGUUCUAGUCCUGAAGUGGCUUCCUCGACGGCCGACAGCGAGGAACAGCAAAAGAUCUGGCUAUGGCAACAGCUGGCCGCGCACAUCACGCCGACGGUGCAGAGGGUAGUGGAGUUCGCCAAGAGGGUGCCGGGUUUCGUGGACCUCAGUCAAGACGACCAACUGAUAUUGAUCAAAGUGGGAUUUUUCGAACUGUGGCUGUGCUACGUUUCCAGACUGGCCACGGACCUUUCGUUGACCUUCUACGACGGCACGUUCAUCACGAGACAGCAACUGGAACUCAUUUACGACGUGGAAUUCGCCACUAACGUUUUUCAAUUGGUCACGUCGUUCAACAGUCUGUCGUUGACCGACACCGAAGUCGGACUUUUCGCCGCCAUAGUCUUGCUGACGCCCGACCGACCGGGAGUGUCUGAUGUCAAGACAGUCCAGCACAGUCAGGACCGUAUCGUGGAAGCGUUCAAGUUACAACUGAGCAAGAGUCACGGGGGAGACAAAAAUCUAGCACAAUCCGUAUUGUCGAAAUUGCCCGAACUGAGGACCAUCGGCCGCCGUCAUGUGGCCUAUCUCGAAUGGUUCAGGUCGAAUUGGCACAUGCUUAAGUUGCCGCCGCUGUUCGCCGAAAUAUUCGACAUACCCAAAUGCGAAGAGGAUCUGCAUCAAGGCUGAAUAAAUAUUUUUAUUAUUAUUAUUAUUAUUAUUACUAUUACUUUUUAUUUGUUUUGGUUUUUGUUUUACAAAUUCCAAACACAAAUCGAUACUUCCUCAAUCGAUCGAGCAAAAACGCGUUAACAAUCAAAAACUGAAAAACCAACGAAAACGUUAAUCGAUUUUUUUACUAUGUUUUUUUAUUUUCUCGUUACAUUUAGGUAGGUAACAAAUAAUAAUUUAUCUCUCGGAUUAACACUGGACUCGAUAAUAUUAUAUGGAAUGCGAAUUGCCUAUAUAGUUUGCCGUUUAUGAAAGUGUCCGCUAGUGGGAGGCCGCCAAGUUGUUAUGGGUUUUUCCACGAUUGAUCGAAUAUAAUUUAUGAUUGCGUUAUCACCGUGUGUGCCGAUGUGUUAUCAUCGCUCACGGAUAUAGAUAAUAAACUAGAAUGCUAACUUGUGAUAACGGAUGAAGCGAAAAACCGGACCAUCUGGGUAGUGUGUAUUUUACAGACAUUUUUGUUAAAUAUAUAAACACUGAUUUAAUAAAGAUGGUGGAAAAUUUGCUUCACCGAACUCUAUAUUGCCAACAAAUAACAGUGAGCGAUCUUGUUUAUUAUCUAUAUGCGUGACAUCGUCUAACCUGGCAUUUAAAUAUUUAUCAUGGAAAAUUAUGGUGGCAUUUUUACAUUCCAUGAUAUUUUGAUAUACAACAUGGCUGCUUCCUAGGUAUAUUGAGUUCAGUGCUUGGAAAUAUUAUUGUUUGUCGUCGUUUAAUAAUAACUAUAUUCCCGUAGGCACCUGUGCUGAAAACCACACACUCUUAGACGUAGACAGAUUCUUUGAAUUUGUACUUUUGUACAAAAAGAAGCCAUUACUUAACCGACGGUCGUUGUUUUUUUCAUGUUAUUUCAUGGAAAAAAUAAAAUUUGACAGUUAAAAAUAGAACAGUGUGGUUUUUCGGGCGGGCUGGAAAUAUCGUUAUCAAUAAUCAUCAUUGUUCAAAAACAAUAAUAGAUUUUUGAAAUAACAAAAAAAUAUAUAUACAUAUAUUUAGGGUUACAACACUAACAAUGUAUGUAAUGCGUAGUAUGUUACUUGUUCGCAAACACAUAUGAACAUACAUUUUGGACAAUUUAUUUUAUUUUAAUCUUUAAAAAACGUCUGUGUAGGAAUAUCGACAGUGUGUUUUAGAGACACAAUAGGUAUUUUAUAACGUGUACCGUAGAGCGAAAAAAAAAACACUGUUCAUCUCGAUUCUUGCUUGAGUUGUCGCUAUAAAAUUUAAUCGUUUUCAUAUCAUGUACUUUAUUAGGUAUUAUUAUAAUUUUUAAAUAUAUUUUUUUUUUUUGUAAUUUUUAUUUAUAAUCACAUACCUAAUGUGUUCAGGGCUUAGUGGAGUACGUAUAUUGUAUUAUGCUAUGGAUGAUAUAAUAUUGUACAAAUCGCAAUAGCUCCCUUCCCUUUUAUACAAAACCUACGACCAUAAUAUAUUAUUUGUUAUAUAUUAUGUAUUCGGUCUGCAAAAAAAAUUAAUACUAUUGUCCUUGUACUGUGUUCAUCAAUGACAAUCUCGAGUUCGUUUACACGAAAAUAAAAAAGACAACGUAAAUGACAAAAAUAAGCAAUAAUAUAUUAUAAUAUUAGUGUUUUUUUAGUAUAGAUAAUAAGUAGAAAAAAAAAUCACUGUUAGCUGCGAAAUAUGUUAGUUAUUUCAAUUUUCUUACAAAUAAAAUCUAUUAAAACAUUCUCCUUUUUUUUUUAACUUUAUUAUUUCAACUAGUCAACUGAAGCAAUUUGGUCCAGCAAUUAUAAGCAAACAAAAACGCUUUUAUGUGAUAUAUAUAUAUAAAUACAUUUUUUUUUUUAGUUGAAUUUUUAUGUUAUUUUAUCUUUUUACAUUCCAUACGUUCUUUAAGUAAAUAAAAUUAAACGUAGGCUGUAAGUCUUGAUACUUUUUAUUAUCUUCGCGAUAUUGUUUAUAUUUAACCUAUACAUAUGCAUAUAUUUUAUAGUUCUUACGCUGUUGUUGUUAUUGUUGUUGUUAAUCUUUUUUUAUUUUGUUAGUUUUUACAAGCAAAACCGUGUAAACGUAGAUUACUACAAAACAAUGCAAUAAACGACCCAAUCACCGCAAUAAGUAUUCUCUACCGGAUUAAUGGCUGUCUUGUAAAAACCGUCACACGAUUUUCUAUUUGUUUACUACUCUUCCAUCUUCCCUUCGACUUGACUCACUUUCGCACACUACGUCUAUUUCUUAUUUCACAUAAUAUACUCACAAUCGUGCUACUUUACCAUUCUCUAUCUUUCUUUUCUUCUUCUCGAAAGCGCAAACAAAUUUUACAUCACAAAUUAACUCGUAUAAAUUACAAUGUUGUACACACAGGGUAGAUUAGAUAUUUCAGAUCGUUUAUAAAAAAAUAUAAAUACUAAAUGAAACGUUUCGAUUUUCUUUUUUUAUAUACUUAUUGUAACAGUGUAAUUAAAUUAAUUAAAUGAAAUAAUAUCAUAUCUUGUAAGUUUUAUUAGAAUAAUUUUUCAACGCCAAGGUAGUAAAUCGAAUGAUAUUGUAUAAUAUUCUUUAUUAAUUGUAUUUAAAACAAAAAAAGACAUUUAAAGUUUUUUAAAGUGACAAUCACGGAUACUGAAAUGGACUCACCUUUACCUUUCGCAAUAAUUAGGAUAAUGUUUUAAUAUAUAUUUUUAGUAACUAUAGUGAAAUUAUAAAAAAAGAAAAAAAAAAAUUAUAAAAAAAAAGAAAUCUCCUUUUUUUGUGAUGUUACUUUAUUUGAUAAUACUAUCUUAAUUUUUUUUACUCCACAGUCUAUCCUGUAGUAUGAUUCUUUUAAUUAAUCUAGGUGUAAAAGACAGAAUUAUUUUUUGUAGGUUUUUUUUUAUAGUUUAAUUAGUAAUUUCAAUUUGUUUAUAUUAAAAUAGUAUAAUGCCAUCGUCGAACAUGUUAAUUAUUAUUGAAUUUAGAUAAAUAGAUGCGAUUUCGUGAAUUUUUAAUAUUAUGACCUUUGAAUCUGAUUGUUCGACAGAACAGUACAUAAUAUUAUACUAUAGUAAUCGCUAUUAGAACAAUUUUUGUAUUAUGAUUAUUAUUAUUAUUUUUUUACAUAGUAAUAGAUAUAUCUUUUUUCUACUUUUGUUUUUUUAUCGAAAAUGACUCGUACGACUAUAGCGUUAUUUAUUAUUAACUUAGCGUUAAUUAGUUUUUACACGUGUACCUCUUUUUAUAGAAUUUAUAUUGUAUAAUAUUAGGUUACUAUAGGUAUGUAAUGUCUUCGACAUAUUUAAGCAUCGAGUAGGCAGAUCGUUAAGGAAAUGAUUAAAAAAAAUAUUAUAAAAAUAAUAAAAAACAUUUACAUUAAUUAAAAGUAACAAAAGUUUCUUUUAGUAAACCGUUGUAGGAUUGAUUUUUUUCUGCUAAUAUAUUAUUAUUAUAUAUUUUACAUUAGAACUUUUUUUUAUUAUUAGUAUUUUAUUAUUAUAAUUAUUAAUAUUAUUAUUAAGAGAAUGUAUUAUUUCUUUCGGGUAGAUGUAUAUUUGUUUUUUUUUUUUAGACAAAAAUUUAGUAGAUGAUAAUACUAUUGUCGUGUAAACAUAGUAAUACUAAGUGAGUAGACGUGUAGUGGUAUUUAUUACUGAUCUACAUAAUACUGACAUUUUAUUUUUUUUGAAGCUCGGUACUUACCGUAUCAUAAAAUUAAUAAUUAUGAUUCUUUAUCGUUACAAGUUUACAUAGACUAAUAAUUGAUUAAUUAUUAUACUUUUGUAAAAUUAUGUUAUCAUUAAUAUUUUUAUUAUUAUAUUGUAGCUCCUUUAUUCAGUAUCGUUAUACUAUAUAUUAUUAUAUUAUAUUAUUAAAUAUUAUGUUUUGCAAUUUUAGGUUAACGUUUUUAUUUUAUUUUUUUGUUUAUCAGUAUUUGUGCUUGUUAUAUACUACAUUAUGUUCUAUUUGUAAUUUUUUAUUAUUAUUAUUAUUAUUAUUAUCGACACUUUAUUUAGAAUAAUUAGUCCGAAC
Molecule: messenger RNA, 6214 nt
Organism: Adelges cooleyi (spruce gall adelgid)
Lineage: Eukaryota; Metazoa; Arthropoda; Insecta; Hemiptera; Adelgidae
Gene: Eip78C
Product: ecdysone-induced protein 78C
Exons: 8
Coding region: 557-2209 (550 amino acids)
Biological process (GO): regulation of DNA-templated transcription
Molecular function (GO): sequence-specific DNA binding; nuclear receptor activity; zinc ion binding
Source: RefSeq, a predicted model, not a curated record